CUCUCUCACUAAAACCUCGUACAACGAAAGCAGUUCUUGCGGACUGUACGGCAUCCCCACGAUCCGAUUCCAUCCGUAGAGACCCGCCCCCGAGAAUGGUGGCGAUCGGCGAGUGCUCGACUUCCACCGCGUCCCGUCUCUUCCCCGCGAGCUUCCGCAAGGACGCCGCCGCCUCCGCCGCUGUCUUGGUCCGCCGCCUGUCGCUGCCCCGCCGUCCUUGCGCCUCGUCAAAGGUCCCGUCUUUCGGGACCCUCGCCGUCCGCGCUUCCGCCCCACUUCCGGCUGCAGUAGCGAAUGAGGCCAGUGCCAAAGUGAUUGAUGGGAAAUAUGUUUCGAAGCUUAUCAGAGACGAGGUAUCAGCUGAAGUAUCAAGAAUGAAGGAGGCGAUUGGGGUUGUACCAGGGUUGGCGGUGGUUCUUGUUGGCGACAGGAAGGAUUCCGCUACUUAUGUACGCAACAAGAAGAAGGCUUGUGAGUCUGUGGGAAUUAACUCCUUCGAAGUGCAUUUGCCUGCAGACUCAAAAGAAGAAGAAGUGUUCAAGUUUAUCUCGGGAUUCAAUGAUGAUCCUUCGGUUCAUGGCAUUCUUGUUCAGUUACCAUUGCCUUCGCAUAUGAAUGAGGAGAGUAUCCUAAAUGCAGUAAGUAUUGAGAAAGAUGUGGACGGUUUUCACCCACUCAACAUUGGUCGACUUGCUAUGAGAGGAAGAGAGCCCCUGUUUGUGCCUUGCACUCCUAAAGGUUGCAUAGAGCUAUUGCAUAGAUAUGGUAUUGGUAUUAAGGGAAAGAGAGCUGUCGUGAUUGGCCGAAGCAAUAUUGUUGGGAUGCCUGCUGCUUUGCUGCUUCAGAGGGAAGAUGCAACCAUCAGCAUUGUCCAUUCCAGGACACAAAAUCCUGAGGAGAUCAUAAGAGAGGCAGAUAUCAUAAUUGCAGCUGUUGGGCAAGCCAACAUGGUGAGAGGGAGCUGGAUCAAACCUGGUGCAGUGAUUAUUGACGUCGGGAUCAAUCCAGUUGAGGAUUCAAAAAGCUCUCGGGGUUACAAGCUAGUUGGAGAUGUUUGCUAUGAGGAGGCCUGUAAAGUAGCAUCAGCUAUCACUCCUGUUCCAGGGGGAGUUGGUCCAAUGACAAUAGCAAUGCUUCUCUCUAAUACUCUCACAUCAGCAAAGAGGGCGCACAACUUCCAAUGAGUGUACGAUUUUUCAGAAGCUACCUUACAAGUUAUAAUUCGCAAGACAAUUUUUGAUAUCUUGCAAGAGAAUUUGCUAUUGAUGGAGGGCGGCAUUUACCAGCAGAUGUACUGACUCCUUCAUCUGUCUUAUCAGUUAAUCACAUAGAUAAUGAACUCAUUUUUUACAAGCUGGAUUGAAAGCUUUACAAAGACACGGAUCCAUAACGGGCAAGUUAUAGGAAUCGUAGAAUUAGCGAUUUUGUGGCGAUCUUGCAUUCGCAUUUGGUGAAUAUAUCCUCAGAAAAAUGGGAAUGUGUGAUGUGGUGUCUGUGUACCUUUUGCGCUUUGUAUCGCUUGCGAGGAUGAUUGGUUGAGGUCUCUGUAUUUGGUUCUGUUACGUUGUAAGCUCCUUUGACAAAUAUGAUUUUAUGCAGCCUUACAAUGUCAAAUGUCAGAUUAGACCUUGAGGUCUUGUGCAUGA
Molecule: messenger RNA, 1646 nt
Organism: Eucalyptus grandis
Lineage: Eukaryota; Viridiplantae; Streptophyta; Magnoliopsida; Myrtales; Myrtaceae
Product: bifunctional protein FolD 4, chloroplastic
Exons: 5
Coding region: 96-1184 (362 amino acids)
Biological process (GO): tetrahydrofolate interconversion
Cellular component (GO): cytosol
Molecular function (GO): methylenetetrahydrofolate dehydrogenase (NADP+) activity; methenyltetrahydrofolate cyclohydrolase activity
Source: RefSeq, a predicted model, not a curated record